AAAAAACAUAAAAUUUAAAUUCCUUUUUCUUUUCCCCUCUUCUUGCUAGGGGAGGGGAAGCUGAUAGAAGGCAGGCAAGGCAAAGCCCAAGGCAGCGGACGACAGUGGAACAUUUCUUUCUUCUCAUUUUCAGGCGUUUCUCAGCCACGUUCCUUCUUUACAGAUACUCAACUGAAAACCAAAACCAGACGCCAUUUGUAUUAACUCCUCCCCUCAAUACUAUUUUCUUCGUCUUCCUUUUCCUUCAGCAAUUUCCCCCUUUUCUUCUUCCCUUUCUUUCUUUGUGGCUUGAGCUAAAGUAACAAUCUCUCUCUGUCUAUCUGCGAAACCCUCUUCUUUCUUUGUGUGCUUCAAUGGAGGCUAAUAGUAGUUCGGGUGUAGCAAACAAUGUGGCUCGAGCCAUCGUUGCAGCUCUCAACUGGAACUCCACUCCCGAUGAUCGCAAAGCUGCUGUUUCUUACCUUGAUUCUAUUAAAACAGGAGAUGUACGAGUGCUGGCAACCACGUCAUUGCUACUUGUUAAAAAGGAUUGGUCUUCCGAAAUUCGGCUGCAUGCUUUCAAGAUGCUGCAGCAUUUAGUUCGGUUGCGGUGGGAGGAACUCAGCUUGACGGAGCGCAGGAACUUUGCGAAUGUAGCUGUUGAAUUGAUGUCUGAUAUCACAAAUCCUUGUGAAGAAUGGCCAUUGAAGAGUCAAAAGGCUGCACUAGUUGCUGAGAUUGUAAGAAGAGAAGGUAUAGAACUAUGGCAAGAACUGCUGCCUUCUUUGAUUUCCAUAUCCAACCAAGGUCCUGUGCAGGCUGAGUUGGUUUCAAUGAUGUUGAGGUGGCUUCCUGAAGACAUUACAGUUCACAACGAAGAUUUGGAAGGUGAUCGUCGGCGCCUAUUAUUGAGGGGGCUUACAGAGUCUUUACCAGAAAUUUUGCCAUUGUUAUAUACUCUACUAGAACGGCAUUUUGGAGCUACAUUGAGUGAAGUGAGUAGGCAGCAGAUGGAUGUAGCCAAACAGCAUGCUUCAACUGCGACAGCUGCUUUGAAUGCUAUUAAUGCAUAUGCCGAGUGGGCUCCUUUGGCUGAUCUAGCUAAAUUCGGUAUAAUCAAUGGGUGCGGGUACUUGCUUUCAGCUGCAGAUUUCCGUCUUCAUGCAUGUGAAUUUUUCAAACUUGUCUCUUCAAGGAAAAGGCCUUCGGAUACUUCUGCUUCAGAAUAUGAUUCUGCAAUUAUUAGCAUCUUCCAGAUUCUUAUGAAUGUAUCUAGAGAAUUUUUGUACAAGUCUACCUCAACCGCCAGUACUGUGGAUGAGGAUGAAUUCGAGUUUGCUGAAUACAUAUGUGAAAGCAUUGUGUCUUUGGGUUCUACUAAUCUGCAAUGCAUUACCGGAAACAGCACUAUACUAUCUAUUUACUUACAACAGAUGCUCGGAUUUUUCCAACAUUAUAAACUCGGUCUCCAUUAUCACGCCCUGCUCUUUUGGUUGGCACUAAUGAGGGAUUUAGUGAUGAAGCCAAAAGUUACAUCAGCCCCAUCAGGCGAUGGGUCUGGUUCUGCUCAGCUUGACAAUGAUAAAAAAAUGAUUUUGAGUCUUGUUACUGAUGAUAUCUGUGGUUCAAUCCUAGAUGUAUCUUUCCAGCGUAUGAUUAGAAGAGAGAAAAUAUUUCCUGGGGCUUCUUUUGCUCCAGUUACACUGGAGUUGUGGAGUGAUGAUUUCGAAGGGAAGGGAGACUUUAGCCAGUAUCGUUCUAAGCUAUCAGAGCUCAUGAAGCUUAUUGCAUCCUUGAAGCCCAUAUUAGCUAGUAGUAAAGUAUCUGACAGAGUUUUUGCAAUCAUUACUUCUCCGGUUCCUCUUCAGGACCUAGCUAUGAUGGAGAGCUUCCAAGUCUCUCUAGAAAAUAUAGUUACUGCUGUAUUUGAUGGAUCAAAUGAAUUUGCUGGGGGCAGUACUGAACUCCAUCUUGCAUUAUGCAGAAUAUUUGAAGGUUUACUUCAGCGGCUUCUAUCCCUAAACUGGUCAGAGCCAGCUCUUGUGGAAAUCCUAGGCCACUAUCUGGAUGCAUUGGGCCCUUUCAUGAAGUACUAUCCUGAUGCUGUUGGGGGUGUCAUCAACAAACUAUUUGAGCUUCUAGCAUCUCUCCCUUGUGUUAUGAAGGAUCCCUCAAUGAGUGGUGCAAGGAAUGCAAGGUUACAGAUAUGUACUUCCUUCAUACGAAUAGCAAAAUCUGCUGAUAAAAGCAUCUUGCCUCACAUGAAGGGUAUUGCAGAUACCAUGGGUUAUAUGCAAAGGGAGGGCUGUUUGCUUCGCAGUGAGCACAAUCUUCUGGGAGAAGCAUUCCUUGUCAUGUCUUCUGCCGCUGGGCUUCAACAACAACAGGAGGUUUUGAACUGGUUACUCGAACCAUUAAGCCAGCAGUGGACGCAAUUGGAAUGGCAAAACAAUUAUUUGUCUGAACCAUUAGGCGUAGUUCGUUUAUGCUUGGACACAUCAUUAAUGUGGUCAAUUUUCCACACAGUCACGUUUUUCGAAAAGGCGCUUAAAAGGAGUGGAUUCAAAAAGGGCAAUUUGAACUCAGAGAACAGCUCUAUGCAGCAUCCAUUGAGUUCUCAUCUAGCGUGGAUGCUACCUCCUCUCUUAAAACUUCUUCGUGCUCUGCAUGCCCUUUGGUCUCCAUCUAUAUCUCAAACUUUACCAGCAGAGGUAAAAGCUGCCAUGAUAAUAACUGAUGCGGAGAAAUAUAGUCUUCUUGGAGAAAGUAACCCAAAAAUAUCGAAGACCUCGCUUACUUUCACUGAUGGUUCUCAAGCCGACAUAGAGACAAAUGAGGUUGAUAUAAGGAAUUGGUUAAAAGGAAUCAGGGACAGUGGGUAAGCAUGAUUUGCUUUUGCAAUUCCAAUUUCUGCUAUAAAAACUUAAACUUUUGCUCUCCGUCGUUUAUGUAGUUCUGAGCAAACUGUGUACAUGAGUCUUUGUCUGGUUUCAGUUACAACGUGUUGGGCCUGGCAACAACAAUCGGGGAUCCAUUUUUCAAGUGCUUUGAUGUGGACUCAGUUGCAUUGGCACUCAUGGAGAAUAUACAGUCAGCAGAGUUCAGACAUAUGAGGCAGCUCAUUCAUUCAGUGUUGACUCAUUUGGUGAAAUCUUGCCCUCCAGAAAUGUGGGAGAUAUGGCUGGAGAAGCUUCUCCAUCCUUUACUCAUUAACCUGCAUCAAGUCCUCAGCUUCUCUUGGUCCAGUCUUUUGCACGAAGGCAGAGCUAAAGCUCCAGACGUGCAGUGCAUCGUUGCCACGUCUGACUUGAAAGUGGAAGUAAUGGAGGAGAAGCUACUCCGAGAUUUAACUCGCGAGAUGUGCGCUCUUCUAUCAGUCAUGGCAUCUCCAGGCCUUAAUACUGGACUCCCGUCUUUAGAUCAAUCGGGGCAUAUUAACCGUUUGGUGGAUACUUCUUCUCUAAAGGACUUGGAUGCUUUUCUCUCCAACUCUAUGGUCGCGUGUGUAGCAAGAAACAAUCCUUAACUUCUCAUGUUUAGUAGAGUAGGUAGUAGGGUUGUGCAUGAUCUGAAUCAAGACCGGACCGGAUUGAAUGCACUUACGAUCCGUCUCUGGUCCUAAUUUGUCCUUUCUUUCCGAUCCGGUCCUAUGCACACCCAUACUACUUAUAUAUUUGUUCUCACUUUUUUGCUCAUACAUCGAGUGAUUUUAUUUUAUUUUAUCUUUGGCAGUUUCAUGUUGAAGAACAAUAGAUUGGCGAUUCCAGUGUUGCAGAUAUGUAUAGAGGCUUUCUCAUGGACGGUUGGUGAGUCCAUGACAAAAGUUUCUUCUUUUUGUGCUGCUGUGGUUGUUUUAUCAAUCUCGACAAGAAACAUCGAGCUACAGCAGUUUGUCUGCAAGGAUCUUUUCUCGGCAGCCAUCAAAGGUUUGAUGCUCGAGUCGAAUGCUAUAAUCAGUGCAGAUUUGGUUGGCCUUUGUCGCGAUAUUUUCAUAUAUCUUUGCGACAGGGAUCCUGCUCCUAGACAGGUUCUACUCUCUCUUCCAUGCAUUUCACCUCUCGAUUUGGCUGCUUUUGAGGAAGCUUUGACCAAGACAUUGAGUCCAAAGGAACAGAAGCAGCUCAUGAGGAGUUUACUCAUGGUAGCUACUGGGAACAAGUUGAAGGCUCUUGCUGCCCAGAAAACUGUAAAUAUCAUCACAAACGUUACAGCAAGGCCUCGUAGCUCAGUAACUGCUGCCACAGAGGCAAGAAUCGACGAUGGAGAGCCCGUGGGUCUGGCAGCUAUAAUGUGAAGCGUUUUGAUAAGGUUCUGGUGGAGCAGUAUGUACAGCAAAAUCACACAGUUGUAACAGGAGAAAGAGGCAGUUAGUAAUGACGAGACAGGAUACACCAAAGGUAGGGAAAGAAUACUGUUUAGCAUAGAUGGCUUGAAACACUCCAAGGGGUCCAUCAGUUUUUGGAGACACAUCCAUCCACCUCUUGGUUAUGUGUUUGUUUUGGCGGAUUGGUGUUUUUGAAAGAGAGGACCUUAGUAGUAGUUGUGAAUGGUAGGUGGGAAGAGCAGCGGGGGAAAAUACUGGGUUGUAAACCCAUGAUUAUGAAACAGUAAAUGAAGUUAUACUCCGAAAAAGUAAGUGGUUGGGUAUUUUACACUAAUUGUGGGUCAAUCAUUUUGUACUGCUAAAACCAUCUAUCGUUUGGGGUUCGGUAUUCAAUAUUUCCGGUCUGGCCGGUACGUACGAUAGGAUUUGUUAAACAUUGGUUGGAACUAGAAACUUGAGUCCAAUUGCUUUCCCAAGUUUGAAGCAGCUUUUGGUGGUCUAUAAAAGAUUCUGAAGUUGAGCUUCUUUUCCUAGAGAAGUUAGGAUUCUUUGACCUGAGGCAGACACACUGAAUGCACGUUAUACUCAGCGACCGUUGUUCAUUUCCUGCUUGACAAGGUUAGAGCGCAACGGGACCGGGAGGACUUGGGCCAGACGGGCUGUUUGGUUGGCUGGUUGGCUGUGUAAUACUCCUCGGCUGUUGUCAGUAAUGAAAGCAGCAGACUCCAUGUCCUAUGAGGCGAGCAUACGCGUCGGUUUACGGGUGUGCUGGGAUGAUCUACCAGCUCCACAAUCAGAUCAUGGAAGUCCAAUCUCAGAUUGAAAUUGUCAAGGGCAAAAAAACAGCUUUCUGCUCUGCACAGCAAAACCAGCAGAUGGACAUAGGUGUUGGAGAUGCAUUCGGAGAGUUCCGAGGGGUUGAUGAUAAAUUGCUGUGGAAUGGUUUGGCUUGUGACCAAAUGUGUCUUUAAACCACAAGUUUAGUUAAGCCUCUUUUUUUUUUUCCCCCUGUACUUUUGCUGCUUUGAUUAUAGAGUUGAAAUACCUAAGGAGGUUUAGAUUCUUUGGUU
Molecule: messenger RNA, 5373 nt
Organism: Linum tenue
Lineage: Eukaryota; Viridiplantae; Streptophyta; Magnoliopsida; Malpighiales; Linaceae
Source: the annotation of a GenBank genome assembly